GGACCUAAUGUGAAGAUGGCAGAAGAAUACGCAUCACCUUCAUCUACUGCCUCUCAGGAAGAAGAACAAUUGAAAAACAGAAACUUGAUAAUUUACUCUAUGGCUGAAGAAUACCACACAGAUGCCUUGACUAAACCCCCCAUGACUUUGUCCAGUUUUGUCAAUAUCAAGCCCAGCACUGGCUCUGUCAAGAAAUUGGUAAUCAGAAACUUUAAAGAUAAACCACUGAUGCUGGAAAACUAUACUGAAGAAACAUGGCAAAAAUUAAAGGAAGCUGUACAAGCUAUCCAGAACAAUAUCUCUGUUAAGUACAGCUUGGAAGAACUCUAUCAGAGUGUUGAAAACCUUUGCUCCUAUGAUUUAUCUGCAAACUUGUAUAAACAACUGAAGCAGCUUUGUGAAAACCACAUCAAAGUACAAAUUCAUCAAUUCAGAGAGGAUUCUCUGGAUAGUGACUCUUUUCUAAAGGAAAUGGAUAGAUGCUGGCAGAAUUAUGGCAGACAAAUGAUCAUGAUUAGGAACAUUUUUCUGUUCCUAGAUAGAACGUAUGUUUUUCAGAUUUCAAUGUUGUCUUCCAUUUGGGACAUGGGGCUUGAAUUAUUUAAAUCAUACAUAAUUUGUGAUCAGAAGGUCCAGAAUAGGACUAUACAUGGAAUUCUUCUUUUGAUUGAAAAAGAAAGAAAUGGUGAAAUGGUUGAUCGAAGUUUGAUUCAAAGGCUUUUAACGAUGCUUUCUGAUUUGCAGAUUUACCAAGAAUCUUUUGAGAAUAAGUUCUUAGAAGAAACAAGCAGGUUCUAUGCAUCAGAGGGAAGGAAGCUAGUGCAAAAAAGAGAGAUUCCUGGAUGUCUUUACUAUAUCAAGAAGCUCCUAGAAGAAGAAGUAGAUAGAGUUAGAACUUACUUACGUCUGAACACACAGAAGCUACUAAUUGCAAUUGUAGAAAAGCAGCUUCUUGGUGAACAUUUAUCAGCAGUUCUUCAGAAAGAAUGUGGAACAGCUUUCACUAAUAAACUUCAAGGAAUGUUUAAAGACAUGGAGCUUUCCAAAGAUAUCAUGAUUCAGUUAAAACAGUAUAUGCAGAACCAGGAUAUACCAGGAAACAUUGACUUAACUGUGAAUAUUCUGACAACAAGUUUUUGGCCAGCAUAUGUCCCUAAAGAGAUCCAGUUGCCUCCAGAGAUGGAGAGACUUAAGGAAAAUUUCAAAAAUUUCUACUUAAGCAAGCACAGUGGUCGGAAACUUCAGUGGCAAUCUACUCUUGGACACUGUGUUCUUAGAGCUGAAUUUAAAAAGGGCAAAAAAGAACUUCAGGUAUCCCUUUUCCAGACAUUGGUGCUGUUGAUGUUUAAUGAGGGGGAUCAGUUCAGUUUAGAAGAAAUUAAGAUGACCACUGGAGUAGAGGAUAGAGAAUUAAGAAGAACCUUACAGUCAUUAGCUUGUGGGAGAGCUAGAGUCCUCAUCAAAAAUCCAAAGGGCAAAGAUGUGGAGAGUGGCGAUAGAUUUUUUUGUAAUGAGGAAUUUAGACACAAACUCUUCAAGAUAAAGAUCAAUCAAAUCCAGAUGAAAGAAACGGUAGAAGAACAAACCGUUACCACAGAGAGAGUUUUUCAAGACCGGCAAUAUCAAAUUGAUGCUGCAAUUGUUCGAAUUAUGAAGAUAAGGAAAACACUUAGCCACAAUGUACUUCUGGCAGAGUUGUAUAACCAGCUAAAAUUUACACUAAAGCCUAGUGAUCUGAAGAAGAGAAUAGAAUCCUUAAUUGAUAGAGACUACAUGGAAAGAGAUAAAGCAAAUCCAAACCAGUACAAGUAUAUUGCAUAACUCUGGCAUUAAUCUGAAUAUUUGUUACUCUUCCCACUUUCAGUGGGUUAC
Sus scrofa (pig) is the source of this 1872-nucleotide messenger RNA. Lineage: Eukaryota; Metazoa; Chordata; Mammalia; Artiodactyla; Suidae. The record is from RefSeq and is a predicted model, not a curated record.